UUGCCCAUUUUAUCUUAUUUUACAUGUAGUCAAGUGUAAAUCUACACACACACACACACACUCACACACACACAAACAUACAUACAUACACUUUAAUAUAUGCACAUAAAUAGUAUUUCAAUAAUUUUAUUCAAAUUAUAGUCACUAUGUUGUAUAUUAACAAGUAAAUAUAUUCAAACCAAGAUUGUUUCUCUUUUUACAAUAUUGUAAUGAUCAUAAAAUGAGUAGUUUAAAAGCAAUUAUAAAAAGUGUUGAUAUGCCUGAUGUAAUGCAACAAGAUGCUGUAGAUAUAUGUGCUAUGGCAAUUAAAAAAUAUUCAAUGGAAAAAGAUAUUGCAGCAUUUAUGAAAAAAGAAUUUGAUCGAAAAUAUUCACCUAGUUGGCAUUGUAUAGUUGGAUCACAUUUUGGCACGUAUAUUUCACAUGAAGCAAAACAUUUUAUUUAUUUCUUUUUGGAUAAUCAUGCUGUUGUAUUAUUCAGAACUGGAACAAUCAAUUGAAAAUCAAUAUAUGUAAACUAAUAAUCUUUUUAUUGGACAAUUCUAUCAAUCUAUUGUAUCCUAUUGAUAACAGUACAAAAUUCCCUAUUUUCUAUAUACUGAUUAAAUCACCUUAUCUAUUCUUUUAUAAAGACAAAUCUAACAAACAAUCAAUAACUCACUAUAUAUAUUCUUUAUUUGUCUUACAUUUGUCAUCAUACUACUUAUUUACUUACUUACUUACGCCUGUUACUCCCAAUGGAGCAUAGGUCUUCGACCAGCUCCCGUGAUAUAUUAUUUCAUGUAAUCAAUAUUUUACAAGAAAUUCAUAUUUUCUAUCAAAAUGACUAUUUUUUUCUUUGAGAAAUAAAACUCUUGUUCAGAAAAGAGCAUAUUUUAUUGUUGUUAAUCUUUAUAUUUGAUUAGAAAUAUGUUUGAAGUGUAUGAGAAUAAAAUGAUCUUUGUAUGAA
This is a messenger RNA of Schistosoma curassoni, 948 nucleotides long. The record is from the annotation of a GenBank genome assembly. NCBI's taxonomy places the organism in Eukaryota, Metazoa, Platyhelminthes, Trematoda, Strigeidida, Schistosomatidae.